AUGGAACAUUCAGAACUUGUUACGGAUAUGAUGCUGUUAGAAAAACUAACAGCACAAGAACGAUUAAAACUUGCUAAACGACGACGACAAGAACAACUUGAAAAUUGGAACGAAUAUGAUGGUGGUAUAUCAGAUAAAGAUACACUAGUUUCAUCAACUAAAACAAAUGGUAUUCAUAAAACAACGAAAUCAAUUCGAUCCAAGAAACUUCUCGUUCAAUUUCCACAAAAUAUCGUCUUAUUAGAAGCUACAGCACGUCAAGAUGUUGAUGAAGUUCGUAGUCUUCUAAAAUCAGGUAAAUAUAAUCCAAAUGCAACUAAUGAAGAUGGUCUAACACCAAUUCAUCAAUGUUCAAUUGAUAAUAGUGAUCAAAUUUUACGAUUAUUAAUUGAAUUUGGCGGUGAUGUAAAUGCAAGAGAUCGAGAUUUAUGGACUCCUUUACAUGCUGCAGCUACUUGUGGUCAUACGCAAAUAUGUAAAACUCUUAUUGAAAAUAGUGCUGAAUUAAUGGCAUUAAAUGCUGAUGGUAAUAUGCCAUAUGAUAUAUGUGAUGAAGAUCGAACUCUUAGUUAUAUUGAAUCACAAAUGGAUCGUAUUGGUAUAACACAAGAAAUGAUUGAUAAUAUGAGAACAAAAGUUGAAAAUCAAAUGUUACAUGAUUUACAGAAAUUAGUAAAAAAAUCUUUAUCAUCAUCACGUUCAAUCGAUGAUAUUCUAUCAUAUCGAAAUGAUGAAGGUGCAACACCACUUCAUAUAGCAAGUGCAAAUAGUUAUCAAAAUGUUGUUCAAUAUUUACUUGACCAAAAUGUAUCAUUAAAUCUUCAAGAUGCAGAUGGUUGGACUCCAUUGCAUGCAGCAGCAUUUUGGUGUCUACAACCUAUACUUACUCAAUUAAUUGAAGCCGGAGCAGAUAUACAUGAAAAAACUCCAGAUGGCCGUUCAGCUGUUGAUCUAUGUGAUGAUCCUGAAUUACGUACAUAUAUGAUAGAUUUUCAAGAACAGUGUAUACGUAAUCAAGAAAAAGCAGCAGCUGCAGCCGCUGCAGCAGCCGCCGCAGCUGUUGCUCAAGCAGAACACAAAUCAAAGACAACUAAUUUAACAACGAAUCGUGUUCAAGCUGGCCUAAAUUCUAUUCCAAAUGGUAUUGUAUCUCGUACGGGUACAUUAUAUGAAUCUCGUUCUAGUAUAUCAUCUCCAUAUGGUAGUGGUUCAUCAUUAAAUCGAACAAGUUCAAUACGUCGAGCAUCAUUACGUAAUACUGAACGAACAAAAAAAUUAAAUGAAAAUUUUCUUGAUGUAUUGCAAGCCAAAGAUAAAAUACAAGAAGAUGCUGAUGAACAUACUACAAUUACUAAUGGUAUAACACCAUCAAAAAUUCUUCCUAAAGAAGAACAUUCAAAUAAUUCAGUAAUACCAAUUGAUUCGACUGUACAUGAUUCAACUAAAACAAGUUCAAUAAAAAACUCAACAAAUACAUCUACAAUUGAAUUACCAUUAGCUCCGUUGAAAGUUCCAACAUCAUUAGCAUUAACUCAAACAACUUCUGAAUCAUUAAGUGAUGUUAAACGACGACGUGAAGAACGACGUCGUGGACUUAAUGGUAUAACAUUACCACCAGCAAAUAAUUCUCCUUCUGCUACAGUAACUUCUCCAUCUUUUCUUACACUUGAUUUCAAAGAUACAACUAAUCAUAAAGUAUCGAAUGGUAAUCAUCUAACGACAACAACAAAAGAACCAUUAUCAAAUCAUACUUCCGAAAAACAUUUUGAAAUUCAUGGUCAUGUUCCAGAUGAUAAUCAUGAAAAACGAUAUUGUUGUAUAAUUUUGUGA
Adineta steineri is the source of this 1830-nucleotide messenger RNA. NCBI's taxonomy places the organism in Eukaryota, Metazoa, Rotifera, Eurotatoria, Adinetida, Adinetidae. The record is from the annotation of a GenBank genome assembly.